This is a messenger RNA of Synchiropus splendidus (mandarinfish), 411 nucleotides long. RefSeq names its product beta-galactoside-binding lectin-like. Gene Ontology annotation, molecular function: laminin binding; carbohydrate binding; galactoside binding. The transcript is spliced from 4 exons. Lineage: Eukaryota; Metazoa; Chordata; Actinopteri; Syngnathiformes; Callionymidae. The record is from RefSeq and is a predicted model, not a curated record. The coding region runs from base 1 to 411 and encodes 136 amino acids.
AUGGCUGUACUGAAGACCAACAACAUGCCCCUCAAGGUCGGUCAGACCUUGAGUGUGACGGGAAUUCCUGACGCCGAUGCUACCACGAGGUUUGCUGUGAAUAUUGGCCCCGAUGACAAAGACAUCGCUCUGCAUGUUAACCCCCGCUUUAAAGCCAACGUACAUGAGCACACUGUGGUGUUUAACACGCGCCAGGGGGGCACGUGGGGGCAGGAGGUCCUCGGGGAAGGGUUUCCAUUCCAGCAGGGGGUGGAAUUUACUAUCACCAUCGCUUUCAACCCAGAGGAGUUUGUGGUGACCUUCUCAGAUGGCUCCGUCAUCCAUUUUCCCAACCGCCUGGGUGCAAAAGAGUACACUUACUUCUUUGCUGACGGAGAGGUUCGCAUUGUGAGCCUUGACAUUAAACAAUAA